Messenger RNA from Myotis lucifugus (little brown bat), 6745 nucleotides. RefSeq names its product sperm associated antigen 17 (gene SPAG17). Gene Ontology annotation, cellular component: axonemal central apparatus. NCBI's taxonomy places the organism in Eukaryota, Metazoa, Chordata, Mammalia, Chiroptera, Vespertilionidae. The record is from RefSeq and is a predicted model, not a curated record. The coding region runs from base 1 to 6672 and encodes 2223 amino acids. The transcript is spliced from 48 exons. Gene Ontology annotation, biological process: axonemal central apparatus assembly; epithelial cilium movement involved in extracellular fluid movement.
AUGGCACCCAAGAAAGAGAAAGGUGGGCAGGCCAGCACCAAUUCUAAGGCUUGGGAACCAUCGCUCAUCGCUGCGCACUUCAAUCAGAAAGAUUGGAAGGGCUCCGUCGCUUUUGUUGUUGGAAACCAGGUUGAGGAUGAUCUUCUCAUUCGAGCCCUCACCCUUGCUGUCCAGGUCCCUCAGCGAAGACUCUUCAGUAUAAUAUCAUGGCAAGACAUUCUCCAGCAGAUUGAAGAAGCAAAUGUACUAUUUGGAACCACACCUAAAAAGUCAAAGCAACCUGCAGGCAUUAGCUUUCCCUUAUAUUAUGAGGUGUUAGUAGCAGCAAAACUCAUUAUGGGCAAUGGAGAGAAACUAACCUUACCACUGAUAGGGAAACUCUUGAAAUUUCAACUUCUCCAGAUUAAACUUAAGGACCAACAGCGACGGGAAAGUGAAAAGAAGGCCACAGAAGACAGAUUUAAGGUAGAAAAGGAUGAAGGGAAAGCGAAAACUCCCAAGGAAAAGAAGGCCGCAGAAGCCAAAGCUGCCAAAGGAAAGGGGAAGGACCAGCCUGAGGCGAGCACAAUAGUGAAAAAGACCACCCAGUUAAAACGGAGGGGAGAGGAAGAUGGGAUCAAAGUUUACAUCGAUGACGAGCCAGAUGAUGGUGCCCAACAUUACAUUAUAGUUGUGGGCUUCAACAAUCCUCAGCUAUUAGCGAUCAUGACUGAACUCGGCGUUCCCAUAAGCAGCGUGAUAAAAAUAUCUUCGGAGAAUUACGAACCUCUGCAGGCACACCUGGCAGCAGUUAGCCAGCAGCAGGAAGUUGUUCUUCAGCCAGAAGCUAUAGAAGCUGAAAAAUUGAAGAAAGAGAAUACCAUAAAAGAACUUGACAUUUUCUGGAAGUACUUGGAACCGAUCCUGAAUAAUGAGAAGCCUGAAACAAAUCUCUUUGAUGUUGCUCGAUUUAAAUACACAGUCAAGGCGGAUGACUUUCCUUCCGACUGGUCGGACAGCCAGAUGAUGCUGGAAUUGGGCACGAUCAUUUUUGAGAGCAUUGCCUGUUUGAUGUACGACACCCUGGACUGGAAAAGGCAGCAUCAGCACUAUUUGGAGAGCAUGCAGCUGAUUAAGGUCCCACACGUGGUUAGUGAGAAACCUAUCUUAGAAGCCACGCUAACUUCUGAGGCUCCACAACCUGUUGCCCCAACCCCUGGGAAGAAGAAAGCACAAAAUGAAGAAUUACAAGCUCUACCAUCAGCACUGGCUUCUGUCAUCACAACGGAAGUAGACAUGAGAUAUUACAAUGAUUUGUUGAAUCCAAUUCCGGAAGAAUUCAUUUCUGUGCCCCUGAUACUGCACUGUAUGCUGGAACAGGUUGUGGCAACGGAAAAAGACCUCAUCCCACCGAGUCUGGUGGAGCUGCCGCCCAGAGCCGAUGGGCUGGAUCAGAGAAUCGCAGCUCACAUUGUGUCCAUCCUGCCCUCUCUCUGCCUCACCGAGAAUGAGAAAAAGAAUCUCCAUAAGAUAUUUUUUCCUCAAGAAGAAAGUGAAAGCAAAGCAGCGCCCAGAGGCCCUUUGCUGCUGAAUUACCAUGAUGUGCACGCCCACAAGAAGUAUGCACUGAAGGACCAAAAGAAUUUUGACCCAAUUCAAAUUGAGCAAGAGAUGCAGUCCAAGUUGCCACUAUGGGAAUUUCUUGAGUUCCCUCUGCCCCCACCAUGGAAUAGCACAAAACGUCUAGCUACAAUCCAUGAGCUCAUGCACUUUUGUACAAAUGAACCCUUGAGCUGGAAUGAAGUAGAAAGAGCCUUCAAAGUGUUUACUUUUGAAAGCCUGAAACUCUCUGAGGUUGAUGAAGAAGGGAUACUAAUGCCUUCUAGGAAAAUAUAUGGGAUAGAUUCUGAAAUUUUCAACAUACCAUGGGACAACCCUGCCAGAUUUGCUAAACAAAUAAGGCAACAGUACAUUGCAAAAAUGAACACCCAAGAGGCCAAACUCGAAACAGAUAUUGAACCCAAAGACAACAUUAUAUUUAUGGAUCAGAAUUGGUCAACAUAUGUUCAAGAUAGUGAGAUCAAUAAUGAACCUUCAAAUCCUAGUCAACCUGAUGCUGACAAUAUGAAGCAUUCUGACCCGAAUAAUGAGAAACCCUUAGAGCCUGAUAAUAGAGAGUCGUCAGAAAAGGAGGCCAGCUUAGAGAUUCAGCAACAACCUGAACCUUUGGAGCAGACCAACGAGAUCAAAGAUGAGGCAGUCACAAAGGCGGGUUCUCUUGAAAAGCAACCCAAGAAGAUGACUGUGGAAGCAGAGUUAGAGGACAUUCAGAAAACGCAGCAACGCAGUCUAAUGGACUGGAGUUAUACUGAGCAUUUUAAACCUAAAGUUCUGCUGCAGGUUCUUCAAGAAGCCAAUCAGCAGUACAAGUGUGUAGAUUCUUAUUACCAUACCCAGGACAACUCUUUACUUUUAGUCUUUCAUAACCCGAUGAAUAUGCAACAUCUGCAUUGUGAACACUGGAAUAUUGCUCUUCACUCCAAUGUUGGAUUCAGGAAUUUUUUGGAACUUGUUACAAAUUCCAUUCAAGAUUGGAUCAUAAAAGAAGAAGCUCUCUAUCAGGAAACUAAAAUGGCCGAGGAAAUUGCUAAAACCAAAGCUGAGAUGGAACUGAAAUCUAUUACUGCCAAAAUUGUUUCUCCUAGCAAAAUUAGUUCUGUUAAAAAAUCUGCUAGUAACAAAAUAAUGAGCAAAACAGAGAUACCAGAUCAAGAAAAAGAAAAAGAGAAGGAAAAAUUGACUUUUGUUUUAGAAGGCUCUCUGAAGGCAUGGAAAGAAGAACAAGAUCGAUUAGCAGAAGAGGAGCGCAUAAAAGAAGAAAAAAAAGCAGAAAAGAAGAGUAAGGAAGUUGGUAAAAGGAGAGGCAAAGAAAAGUUAGAGAAAGAAGAAAGUAGGACUGUGAAGAAAAAAUCUAUUUUCAAGGAAAAAGCUAAAGAAGAGCAAAUAAAGCUAUCAGACAUACCAGAGAUAACGAUUAUCCAGGAGCCACAACCUGAGAUAGUUUACCCGUUUCAUGGAUACAAUAUGGGAGAUAUUCCCAUCCAAAUCUCAGGAACAAAUUAUUAUCUGUAUCCUUCAGAUGGAGGACAGAUUGAAGUAGAAAAGACAACAUUUGAAAAAGGAUCAACUUUUAUCAAAGUGAAAGUGAAAAAGGACAAACAUAAUUUUAUAAUUCAUCUGAAAGACCCUAAGAAAAUUGUGAAAAAGGAAAAAGAAGUGGAUUAUUCUUCAGAAGAUGAGGAAGAAGCAAGAGAGGGAGAAAAAAAUAUUGAACUAGAAGAAUCAAAUGCAGAGAAUAAAGCUGUCAGCAAGUCUGGAUCUUUUUCUGCCACCUUGGAAAAUGGAAUCUGCCUCUCCAUAAGUUACUAUGGACCUAGCGGAAAUGCGCCAGAGGAGAAGGAUCCUCAGUUGGAAGCAAUGUUGAAUAUCCCAUCAGCACUUCUUCCAACAGUAAUUCCUGUUAUAGUGCCAGUUCCUCAAGUCAAAGGAAAAGGGAAAACAAAAGUCAAAGAAAAACACAAAGAAUCUAUUAAAGAAGAGGAGCACCCAAAAGAAGAAGAAAAAAAGGAAGAAGUAGAACCAGAACCUGUUUUACAAGAGACUGUUUUUGUUCCCACCUUCCCAAACCUAAAUGUGUCUUGCCCCAAUGGACUCCUAGUGACCUUCAUUGGGCAAGAGUCAACAGAUAAAUAUGUUAAGGAUGAGGAACCCACUUGGGACAUCAUGGUCCGACAGAGCUACCCCCAGAGGAUAAAGCACUAUGACUUCUAUAAAACAGUGCUGCCCCCAGUGGAGCAGGAGGCAUCGAGGGUUAUCACCAGGCAAGGCACCGUGGUCAAGUAUAUGCUGGAUGGAUCCACACAGAUUCUCUUUGCAGAUGGCUCUGUGAGCAGUAGUCCCGAUUCAAGGCCUGUUUGUCCUCCUGUUGAAAUGUCAGUAACUCCUCACAGUGGAGACUUGAUGGACUCGGUUUCUCAGCAAAAGUCAGAAACAAUACCAUCAGAUAUUGUCAUCACAAAGAAAGGAAAAAGUCACAAAAAUCAGUCUGCGGUGUUACACAAGAGUGAAAUCCAUGAACCUCCCACAGAAACGGUUCACAUAGUGACUCCAGUGGAGACUCACGUGGGCACCUGGUUUACAACUACACCUGAAGGGAAUCGGAUUGGCACCAAAGGAUCAAAAAAAAUAGCAGACUUAGCACCAUUUUUAUCUUUUCAGGCCACAGAUCCUGUCACUGGAACGGUUAUGACCACUCGGGAGGACAAAGCAAUCAUCGUGGAGAAGCAGGAUGGUACGCGGAUAGUGGACCAUGCUGAUGGGACCAGAAUCACAACCUUUUACCAAGUUUAUGAAGAUAAUUUUAUUCCUUUGAGUGAUCAAGAAAUAAAUGAAGGUCCUCAGGUGACUGUCACUAGGCAGGUGAAGUGCAUGCGGAUAGAAAGUUCACACUAUGCCACUAUCAUCACCAACUGCGAGGACAGUAGAUGCUGUGCCACCUUUGGGGAUGGGACAUCUGUUAUUGCAAAGCCACAGGGAACAUACCAGGUGUUACCUCCAAACACAGGCUGUCUCUAUAUCGAUAGGGAUUGUUCAGCUAUAUAUUGCCAUGAAUCAAGCAGUGAUAUAUACCAUCCUUUCCAAAACCGUGAGCAGCUGAGAGCUAGCAUGUACAUCAUGAAGCACACCUCAGAGGUUAUCUGUCAGGUCCUGGACCCGGAGGGAAACACCUUUGAGGUCAUGGCUGAUGGUAGCGUAUCAACUAGGCUACCUGAAAUCAAUUUGGGAGAUCAUUUAGAUGCAAGUCCAGAAGGCUAUGAUAAUUUAUCAUCUGCUCACCUUCAUAAGAAUCAUCUGCAAAUCUUUGGUGAACAUGUCCCCAGGUUUUUUGUUGUCUAUGCCGAUGGAUCAGGAGUGGAACUUCUUCGAGACAGUGACAUUGAUGAGUACCUGUCCUUGGCAUACGGAGAACCAACUACCGUAGUUCUUCAAGAGCCAGUGCAGGAGCAGCCAGGUGCCCUCAGCAUCACUGUCCUUCGCCCUUUUUGUGAAGCAUCGCCAUGGCUGAUGAAGAAAGAGCUUGAUACAAUUGUUCCUCCGAAUCUUCAGUCGAGGACAUGGGAGACAUUUCCCCCAGUAGAGAAAAAAACUCCAGGACCUCCGUUUGGCACUCAGAUUUGGAAGGGCCUUAACAUUGAGGCCAAACAGCUAGUGAGCACCCCCGCCCCUGUAGUCAAGAGCCCCAAUGUGCUACAGAUACGCCAGUUCAUCCAGCACGAGAUCAUAAAGAAUGAGGUGAAACUGAAGCUACAGAUUUCCCUUAAGGAUUAUAUAAACCAUAUCCUAAAGAAAGAAGAUGAGCUACAAGACAUGACAGUUAAAGAUUCCAGAACUGAGGAAGAGAGAGGCAACGCUGCAGAUCUCCUCAAACUAGUUAUGUCUUUCCCUAAAAUGGAAGAAACUAUAAAAAGUCAUGAUACUCAAAUUGCAGCCCACCUAAUUGAUUUGUACAAGCAGUCUUUGACUUCUGUUCCGGAGUGUCUGCCAGACCCAUUUGAUACAGAGCUCUCUGAAAAGAAAUUGAAGCACGCAGCAACAGUAAAGCACUGGAAAGAGAAGAUAGCUCAGAAGAGGAAAGAGAUUGAAAACACAAACAACUAUUUAAUGAAAAUUAGGAACAAAGUAGUAUCACCUUACUUCAAAUCUGAAUUUAGCAAGACAUUUCAGUCUCAGGUAACUUAUCUGUACACCCUUUCUGGAAACUUGCCUCCAUUUACAAAGAAAGGUGAAGAUGUGAGCAAAACAACUGAGAAAAAUACAAGUGGUCUUCAUCCAGAUCCCCAGCCAAAAGAAGUUGUAGAACAGCGACCCUCAGAUAGGGCUUUUUUUCCAAAAUCGGAGAGUUCUGUGAAUAUCAAGGAGUUCGCUAACCAGAAGGAAACUGAAAAUUUAUCCAAGUCUCCCACAGAAUCAGAUAUGUGUCUGCCCGUGAAAAUCCCAACCCAGUCGUUGCUGCAGGAUGUCAAAGGACAAGCCAGGAAGGAGAAAGUGAAGAUACCUCACUAUUUGAUGAGUUCCAAGCCCAAGUCUCUACCUCUCACAAAGGUGCAAGAUCCUUCUGGAGGAAGAGUGAGAACAUCCUCCAUUGCAUCAGCUACCAUUAAGAACCCAAAUUCAUCCCCUUACGGAUUCCAUCUUCUCCCUCCAUCAGUGAAGUUUGGAGUGCUUAGAGAAGGGCACACCUAUGAAACCACUGUCAAGCUCAAGAACACUGGCGUGGACUUCUGCAGGUUCAGGGUAAAGCAGCCGCCACCCAGCACAGGACUGAAAGUGACCUACAAACCUGGGCCUGUGGCAUCUGGCUUGCAGGUAGAACUGAAAGUGGAGCUAUUUGCUAUGGUUAUGGGUGAGGACAGCACCAAGGGAUCGACACACAUCUCUCACUAUAUUGAGAUCAUGACUGAGCAUGACGUCCUGUUCUUACCUGUGGAAGCGACAGUUUUAACAAGUGUCAAUUAUGAUAAGAGACUCGAAGAUUUUCCCCAGGGAAAGGAAACUCCCUUGGUCCAGAGGACAUCUGCAGUUCCUUCCUCUGAUGUUGGAGUUGUCCUGGCCCAUAAAGUCUGUCCACAGUAGGUCCAGUAAGUACUAAAUGGGAAUCUGAUUUUCAACCAUUCAAAUCUGAGGCCUUAGACCUAAAGUUUGUUCU